AUGCGUCGCGUCAAGAAAUCCCGUAAUGGCUGUGCUAGGUGCAAGAGCAAACGGGUCAAAUGUGGAGAAGAAAGACCUCACUGCAGUCGAUGCACCCGCUUAGGAGUUCACUGCCCUGGAUACGUUCAGUCGCUACGAUGGGUAACCAAAUACCCAGACCGCAACCCUGAUACAGCCCAUGAGACUUCCGAUGAAACUACAGCUGAGCCGAGCGCUCGAUCCGAUGCUAGACCUCCGGAUAACUCAGGUUCCCCGGAUCAUUCGAGCACGCUGGCACUGGGCGGCCCGCACGCUUUAUGCGAUAGUCUCUGGGAUUUACAACAGUCCGGUACACUUCCCGAGCUCGCAGAUUUAUGCAAUCAGACUCCGACUUCUGCCUCGGGGCCAACUCCAGCGCCUCAAGACGGCUCGAUCUUCAAUUUCGGGUCGCCCAACCACGGCGACGAUCCAUUUGGUCUAUCCUCCUUAGCAGCGCCCAUACUGCAGGAUGAACCUCGCAGCUUCUCCGGGUUCUCACCAUCCACCAUCGUACGCCAUUAUCCACCUCCCAACUCGAAAGUACCGCAACGAGACUUCACCUCGAUCUCACAACCUCUAAAUAACCCAUCAUGGACCCUCAUCGAAUACUAUUUCAAAGAAGUGGCGGCAUUAUUCUCGAGCUAUGACAGCCAAAUGAACCCCUUCCGAUCAACAGUGUCUCGGCUCUGGGGCUCAUCCCUCGCUAUGUGUCGGACUAUGCAGAGCAUGGCAGCGGCCACCCUCGUGAACGACUUCCCCGAGUUCGGACCGUUGGGCCGAAAGAUGCGCAACGAGGCCGUCGACAUCAUCAGCAAAGAGUCGAAUCUGGACGACAAGUCCCUGCUAGCACUUCUCAUGCUGGGCCAAACGGCAAGCUGGCACGAUUCCAAAGAUCUUGGCAUCUCGUUCUUCAAUCUACUACGGAACCAUCUCGAUACAAGACCCGAGAAGAGCCCAACAACAGGCCGCGGCAACAACCAUCAAUUCUUCGAAGAGGCCUUGAUCUACUGGGAAAUGCUCCUGUCCUUCGUCGCCGACGAUUCCGCGGUCCUGUGCGGGACCACGGCCGCGGGGCCUGAGGAAUCCCUCGUCCUACAGCGCGUGCCUCACCCGUGGACGGGGAUUGCGCGUGACACCCAAUUCACCGUCCAAGAGGUGGGGCGGCUGGUGCGCCGCGAGAGAAAGCGGAUGCGCUGUCGCACCUUCACGUCCCACGCCGACGUCGCACAGGCGCAGCAGGCCAUCGAGCGAGCAGAGGAACUCGAAGAACGACUGUUGGGACUCGCGCACCCCGCGGAGGCUGAGAUCAUCAGUCCCGGCGACGACGAGACCCCCGUGUGGCAUCUCCUCACCAUGGCCGAGGUCUACCGCUGCACCGGGUUGAUGCAGCUAUACCGCGUCUUUCCCGAUCUGCUGCGUCGACGACUGCCCCCCGCCGCCGCCACGGCACCGCCGGGGCCGCCCCCGUUUGAACCCAUCCCCGCGCCUGCGUCGGCCUCCCAAUACGACACCUGGCUGACCGAACUCGCCCUCACCACCCUCUCGCGCCUGAAGACCAUCCCGCUCGAAUCCCGCACCCGGUGCCUGCAGCCGUUCCUCCUGGUCGCCUCGAGCAGCGAGCUCCGGCUCCCUCGGCUUCCACCCCUAGAAACCAACCUCGACAGCAACGGUCCGAAUAUCUCUGCCCACGCCAUCGAUGUCUCCCAGACACGCCGGUUCAUUCUCGGCCGUCUCACCUCCUUCAUGCAUGUCCUACCCCCGAAGCCCAUCGGCGUCUGUCUGGAACUGGUACGCGAGGUGUGGCGGCGGAUGGACGCCGGCGAACCGGAGGUGUAUUGGAUGGACGUCAUGAUGGAAAAGGGGUGGGAGACGACCAUGGGCUGA
This is a messenger RNA of Aspergillus aculeatinus CBS 121060, 1902 nucleotides long. RefSeq lists its product as uncharacterized. Gene Ontology annotation, molecular function: DNA-binding transcription factor activity, RNA polymerase II-specific; zinc ion binding; transcription cis-regulatory region binding. The record is from RefSeq and is a predicted model, not a curated record. The coding region runs from base 1 to 1902 and encodes 633 amino acids. The transcript is spliced from 4 exons. Lineage: Eukaryota; Fungi; Ascomycota; Eurotiomycetes; Eurotiales; Aspergillaceae. Gene Ontology annotation, biological process: positive regulation of transcription by RNA polymerase II. Gene Ontology annotation, cellular component: nucleus.